GUUAAUUUCUACAUUACAAUUUUUGUUUUUUGUGUAAAACUUUAUUUUAUACAUGUCCUCAGAAAAUGUGCAAGCAGAACCAGUUGAAACAGAAACAGCUGAAACUGAAAAACCAGUUGAGACACAAACCUCUGAAACUGAAAAACCUGAUGAGACACAAACCGCUGAAACUGAAAAACCAGAUGAGACAACAGAAAAUCUCGUGGAGGGUGAAGCUGCUCAGGCUGUAACGUCAGAAGCAGAGGAAAUUCCCACAGAAAGUGGUGAAGUCGAUUUAGAACUAAAUAUUAUUGAUGAUCCAGUUCAAGAAGAUACCCAACCUGAUCAAGUCCAGCCAGCAGAUGACGCACUAAAUGACGUUAAAGAUCAAGACGAAAGUCAAACAGAAGAGAAAGAGGAUGAAGAAUCGCCCGAGAAAACUAUCGUAGAAAAACAAGAUGCUGAAGAAGUGAAGGAGGAAAGUGAACAACCUAUGGAAUAUACAGAGGAUAAUUUUGAACUAUCAUUAGGAACCCCUACGGAUCUUGAAGAGAUUUAUUUUAAACUAAUAGAAGACGAAGAAGCAGAAGAGGAAGAAGAUGAGGAGGGGGCAGCAGCCAUGGCAGUUUCACAAGAACGAUCGGAAAAAAAGAAGAAGAGAAAGUCUAAGAGGUUUAGAGGAACUGCAAUGCCCAGCCUUCAGUUAGAAGCUCCACGGUUGACCAUUACAGGCGACUUUGAGCCAUUGAUGCCACGUAGGUCAGUAGAAACACUUUCCGCUGCUUCGACAAUGGCGAAAACUGAUGACGAAGAAGGGGGUGAAGAAGAUGAAGAAGUAUCUGAUGAAGAAGAAGAGUUAGAAGAAGAAGAACUUUUGGUGUUUAACGAAUUUACUAGAGAAGAAUGUUAUGAAAUGUAUAACAACCUCGACAAACAAUUUCACGAGGAAAAACGGAAAAACACCUACCUACUCAAAAGAUUGGUAAAUUAUUACACACAGAAAAAAAUGUUUCAUGUUAUUCAAGAAGGUAAACUACCACUUGACGUUUUGAAGAAAUACGAGAAACAGUUGGAUGAUUUUGAAGACUUCACAACUCAAUUUAGGUUAGCACAAGCGGACUUGGAGCAAGAGGUGAACAAAUUGAGGUCAACACUUGCUCACAAAGAAAACGAAGCACAAACUUGCUUCGAAAAAUUGCAGCGCAACGAAUAUGAGGUAGGAAAAGAAAUAUUAGAUUCUGCCGGCCAUGACGAAAAAGUUAUUGACCGUUAUUUGAAACGUCAAAAGGUUCAGCUGAACAAUCUGAAAAAAAUUCGCCUAGAUUAUAUAAAAAUCCGAAACAAAGUGACGGAGACACAGGAAUCGUUGGAUGCUCUUGAUAACCUAGGACCUAAUCUGCGUCUCAUUGAUUAUGAGCAGUUAAAGUUCGACAAUAGGAAUCUUUUAGACAAGCUUGAAGAAAAAGAUCUCGAACUUGCCAGGGUGAGGUACAAAUGUGAAAAUGCGGUUCAAAUCUUGGCUCAUCGAAGGGAAAAGGUCGCUGCGUUGGACAGAGACUUAGAGGUUAUGACCGACAGGCUGGAGAACCUCACUGGUGAGUACGAAGAUGUAAGGGAACAACUAAAUGGGCUUAAACAAGAAAGAGACUUAUAUCGGUCUGCUACUGAGCAAUUGAAGAAAAAGGCGGGAAUACUUAGUCAACCGAAACUCUUGCAAAAUAUGUGUGAGACAAUCAAUUUAAGCGUAUCUUUAAAGGAAGAACUGCAACAAGUUAAAAGUGUAUGUAAUGUGAUAACCGAAAAGAUUAACAAAAUAAGAAAAAACAUGAGCUCGAACGAAAGUAUGAAGAAAAUUGAAAAGAAAAUGAAAAUGCAAGAGUUUUCAUCUGAUUCCACGACUUCCAGUAUUAGCACAUUGGGUAGUGACCUAAACUUGAACACUGGUUAAUAAGAAGUUGGUUUAACUGAGGAGGUUUUAUGCAUCAAGAAAGUAGAACUGUGGCUCACAUGGAAAAAAUGUAGUAUUAUUUUUUAUUUUUAUGUCAAG
This is a messenger RNA of Zophobas morio, 2026 nucleotides long. Its product is annotated as coiled-coil domain-containing protein 96-like. The record is from RefSeq and is a predicted model, not a curated record. Bases 53 to 1927 code for a protein of 624 amino acids. Gene Ontology annotation, biological process: cilium assembly. Gene Ontology annotation, cellular component: axoneme; ciliary basal body. The transcript has a single exon. NCBI's taxonomy places the organism in Eukaryota, Metazoa, Arthropoda, Insecta, Coleoptera, Tenebrionidae.